GUUCUGUGUUCCUGCAGGAGAACGGCAGCACACUUCUGCUCUCAUUCAUCACAUUUGCAGCCGCUCCCUGACGUAACUUUCUCUUAUCUCGUUUAUUUAAGGCUGUGUUUCCCUCUGGCUGCUGCUGAGAGCGCCUCGGUGCCGUGCAGUCAGCAGGGGGCAUGCACAGGGCUGUAAUAUUAAUAAAAAAGAAUGCAUUUGAGGAAAAGCAGCUGAGACGAACCUCCGCCGCUUCAGCCGCUCCGCAGAAACGCAAGCACGGCUGCGGCGUGAUGGAGCAGGGGGCUUAGCGUGCUUCAUGUGUCCGGCGGGACUGCCCCUGGCUUUUUUCUGGGGAACAUCAUAUUGGAUCAUAUUGUUUGCAGGACGUUGUUCCUCCUGCAGCCCCCCCCCAGUCUAUCCCGACGUAGUUGUGAAUUGAACAUGGCGACUGUACCAGUGUAUUGCAUCUGCAGAUUACCUUACGACGUGACCCAGUUUAUGAUCGAGUGCGACGCCUGCAAGGACUGGUUCCACGGCAGCUGUGUUGGGGUGGAUGAAGACGAUGCUCCGGAUAUCGACAUCUAUCACUGCCCAAACUGUGAGAAGACCCACGGCAAAUCUACGCUGAAAAAGAAAAAGAACUGGAGCAAACAUGACACGGGGCAAAGCACAGACAUCCGAGCUGUUCAGAACGGCAGUCAAGUCUUCAUCAAGGAGCUGCGCAGCCGAACAUUUCCAAGUGCCGAAGACAUCGUGGUGAAACUGAGCGGCAGUCAGCUGACCAUGGACUACCUGGAGGAGAACGGCUUCAACGAACCCAUCCUGGUUCAGAAGAAGGACGGUCUCGGCAUUUCCAUGCCUGCCCCUACCUUCUACAUCAGUGAUGUAGAGAACUAUGUUGGUCCAGAUGUCACCGUGGACGUCGUGGAUGUGACCAAACAGACCGACAGCCAGAUGAAACUCAAAGAGUUUGUCGACUAUUACUACAGCACAAACAGGAAGAAGGUUUUAAACGUCAUAAAUCUCGAGUUCUCAGACACGAGAAUGAGCUCUAUAGUGGAGAGUCCACAAAUUGUCCGGCGGUUGUCCUGGGUAGAAAACUACUGGCCUGAUGACGCCCUGCUCGGAAAGCCGAAAGUCACAAAGUAUUGUCUCAUCUGCGUAAAAGACAGCUACACUGACUUCCACAUUGAGUGUGGCGGCGCCUCCGUGUGGUACCACGUCCUGAAGGGAGAGAAGAUCUUUUUCCUCAUCAAGCCCACCUCUGCCAACCUGUCUCUGUACGAGCGCUGGAGAUCGUCGUCCAAUCACAGCGGGAUGUUCUUUGCCGACCAGGUGGACAGGUGUUACAAAUGCACCCUGAAGCAAGGCCAGACCCUGUUUGUCCCAUCAGGGUGGAUCAAUGCAGUCCUGACUCCAGUCGACUGCCUGGCUUUCUCCGGACACUUUGUUCAUAACCUGAGCGUGGAAAUGCAGAUGAGAGCGUAUGAAAUCGAGAAGAGGUUGAAGGUGAAGACUCUCACCCCGUUCCCCAACUUUGAGACAGCGUGCUGGUAUGUGGGGCGGCACUUACUCGAGCGGUUCAAAGGUUUACACAAAGCAAAUAAGCAACCAGCUCCUUACCUGAUACAUGGUGCCAAAAUCAUCAAUGGAGCCUUCAGAGCGUGGACUAAAAAGCAGGCUCUACUGGAACAUGAAGAUGAGCUGCCAGAAAACAUGAAGCCAUCACAGCUCAUUAAGGACCUGGCCAAAGAGAUCCGGCUGUCAGAGAAUGCAACAAAAGCCAUUAAGAGCGAACCAAGCAUCAAGGUGCCUGUAGAGGAACCAGCAUCUACCCACUCUGAGCCCGACGAGCCCUCCUCCCCAACACACAUCCCGUCACCCAGCAGAGAGAAACCCAAGAAGAAAGCCCCCAAACCUCCCAAGCCCCCAAAGGUGCCCAAGACUCCAAAGCCUCCAAAGGUCAAAGACGGAGAAAAGAAGAAAGUGAAAAAGACAAAGGAGUUGUCUCCGCCUCCAAGGACUUCCAGCUUUGCUGCCCUCGAGUCUCACGCAAAAGAAAUCUUGAGUAAAAUGGACCAGCAAAAAAAGCCAAAGGUUGUUAAAAACGUCCUGAGUGUAUGUGAGAAAGAACCAUCAAAGCAGAACAACAUGGACAAGUUUGAAAUCAGAGAACAGAACAAAAACAAGACAGAAGCUAAAUGGAAAUACAAGAACAGUAAGCCGGAUUCCUUGCUGAAAAUGGAGGAGGAGUGCAAGUUUGACAGAACACCGCUGUCAGGCAACAAAGACAGAUUCAGCUUUACUAUGUCUCACAGGAAACUUGCCAGCUCCAAGAUGCUGAAACCUCAGACCAACUCAAGUAUUUUUGGAUCGUUACAAAACCUAAAAGAGGACAAAACCAAGCCAGUGAGAGACGAAUAUGAGUACGUCUCAGAUGAAGGCGAGCUGAAGAUUGAUGAGUUCCCCAUCAGACGGAAAAAGAACAUUGUUAAGAGAGAUCUUUCCUUCUUGUCGGAUAUAAGAGAACCUCUCCAGCCAGCCAAAAAGCCAAAGUUCCAGCCUUUAGUGAGCAAGCAGAGCAUGGACUCCUCAGACGAAGAGACCUUGCACAUAGACACGGAGGCCAAGCCCGAGCUCAAGAGUCGCAAUUCUAAGGUGAAGAAAAAGAGUGGAAGUGCUGCAGGGAUCCUGGACCUGCUGCAGGCCAGCAAACAAGUGGGUGGGAUCGACUACAAUACCAACAGUCAGCCACCUGCAUCUCCCAGCACGCAGGAGGCCAUUCAGGGCAUGCUGUCCAUGGCCAACCUGUCCUCCUCGGAGACCUUGGAGCAGCCAUGGAGCAACAGCCAGUCGAAGAGCAACUCGCACGGCUCACAGGCGCACAAGAAGAGCGGCGCUGGGGCCGGCGGGAGCAACAACAAGCGGCCGACUAAAAGACCGCCCAAGAAACCUCGAAAAAGCAGCAGCAUCGAGAGCUUGGAUUAUGAUGAUGACGAGCAGGAUCACAUGGAUGCAUGUUUCAAGGACUCAGAUUAUGUUUACCCAUCGUUGGAGUCUGAAGAGGACAACCCUGUCUUCAAAUCGAGAUCCAAAAAGAGGAAAAGCAGCGACGACACUCCUUACAGCCCCACAGCACGAGUCGGACCUUCGGUUCCUCGGCACGAGCGACCAGCGAGAGAAGGGGCCCGCGUGGCCUCCAUUGAGACGGGCCUGGCUGCAGCCGCAGCAAAGCUUUCUCACCAGGAGGAGCAGCAGAGAACCAAGAAGAAGAAGAAAAACACCAAGAAGAAGAGCAUAGUAGUGGAGGAGCUACCAAAACACUCUCAGGACAGUAGCUCCCCGGAUCAUAAUGCGGACUCCCAGGACGGCAGCCUGACGGACCACGAGUUCAGCACCGGAACUGUCAAGUCACCAGGAGGGCCUCAGCCCAUGGCGCCAGGCAUCUUCCUCAGCCAGAGACGGCCGUCCGUGUCCUCUCCCAACAACAGCACCAACUCAACGAGCACCAACAGCAGCAGCACAGCCAAGGGGGACCGACUGGGCUCAGCAGAUGCCAAAGCUAAGCGGCUAAAGAAAGGCAUGGCAACAGCCAAACAGAGACUUGGAAAGAUCCUAAAGAUCCAUCGAAACGGAAAGCUCCUCCUGUAGCAUGCAGCAGACUGUUUAAGAACUGGGUCACAUGCCAGACUCACAACCUGCUCUCUAAAUAAAGCCAACAAGGGGAGAAUUAGGGAAAAAAACUAACUGAAACAAUAUGGGAGAGCAGGAAAAUCAUGCAUUUUUCAAUUUCUAAGAAGAACAUCACUCAGAUAGGUUUUUGCCUCUACUUAUACUUUAUAACUUUCAGAUAUUAAAGUGUACAGAAGCUAUUAUAAAUAUUUUUUAAGAGAACAUGUCUCAUUUUACUACAGCUGUCAUUUUAUCAGGGGUUGUUCAAUAGAAGUACAUUGCAGUCAUUCCAAGAUCUGUGAAAGUAUCCCUUGCAUGUAUUGAGUUGCAUGUGUGCUUUGGCUCGGGGUCUGUGGAGUUUUUAUUCCUCCCAAUGGAUGCAGCUUAUCAUUGCCAAACUAAGAUGAAAGCUUCUCGGGGCGUCGGACCGGAUUGGCAUCAACCCAAGCAUUUAUGUCUUUAUGUUGACACUUAACCUUUGCAGAGCACUAUCAGCGCGGUUAUUUAUUUAUUCUGGUCGAAUCAUUAGAUAGGAAAUGAAAAGCAACUGUAAAGCACAAAGCACACGUCACGUCCACCAUGCCCGGACCUUUCUCUGACACAAACAUAGGACCCAUGAGGACGCGGCAGAUGGGACCGGGAACGCAGAGGAAUUGGGCCACAACAUGGGAUCUGGUGCUGAUAAGCCUCAUCCAUGACAGAGGGGCACUUACAUGGGGAUACUUUCUCUCUUCUCUUGCUUUACCAGGCAGCACCGCACACUUCAACUCAUCUCUGUAUUUUUAUGGCUCCACUGUAUAGAAUGUAGCUUGUACAUAGCCUUUGAACUUUUUGUAUCCUUUUUGGCUUACCACUUAAUUCGACAUUUUUACUCGUUUUGCUCAUUUUGAAUAAUUUAAUUUUAAAGGUAUCUAUAUAUGUAUAUGAAUUUAUGAUAUUGUCCUUGUUUUGUAUCUUUGGUUGCAGUGGUGCUGCCUGGAAAACAAAAGAAGACAUUAGCAACAUGUUAUCGUCAUAUGGCCUUACAUACACAAAGCUAACCGUAUUGUGAUUCUGUUUGAACAAGAAACAAAGCUUUGAGGAAAAACUGUAGAAAAGAGAAAAAAACACACACAAAGUUUCUAUGACCAGCCACUUGUUCAACCUCUAGUAUCCUGAAGGUUUCAGAAUUAUUUUACUAGCACCUUGUGAAGUGUUUCCGUGUCAGUGAUGUAAUUUAUUAAUGUUUGUAGCUUUUUUAUACUUGUACAAUUCUUAAGAGGUUUGCUUUUGAAUAUGUCAUCAAAGUUGUGAAAUAACCCUUUAAUUUAGUUUUUCCAUGUUGGGAUGCGUGCGUGCGUGCGUGCGUGUUGAACACAUCACAUCAGACUCCACCUGUCGACCUCCGCCCUGUCCCAUUAAACGUGUGACACGUGUUCCUCCGGCUGCGUGCGUCACGUUUCGGUCAGGACAUUUGCUCCUCCGCUGUAGAGACAUCUCAUGUCCUCUCCGAAGGGACUUCUUUCUGUCAGGUUUUUAUUUGUACAGUACAUGUGUUGCUUUGUUGUGAUUUAUUUUUGUAUGUCUGACUCAUUAAAUGCAUCCGCUGUGCCCCAGCAGUGAAUCAUA
This is a messenger RNA of Fundulus heteroclitus (mummichog), 5262 nucleotides long. It is a transcript of the gene phf2, whose product is annotated as PHD finger protein 2. The coding region runs from base 424 to 3633 and encodes 1069 amino acids. Gene Ontology annotation, biological process: regulation of transcription by RNA polymerase II; protein demethylation. The record is from RefSeq and is a predicted model, not a curated record. The transcript has 22 exons. NCBI's taxonomy places the organism in Eukaryota, Metazoa, Chordata, Actinopteri, Cyprinodontiformes, Fundulidae. Gene Ontology annotation, molecular function: histone demethylase activity; transcription coregulator activity.